Messenger RNA from Scylla paramamosain (green mud crab), 7635 nucleotides. RefSeq lists its product as uncharacterized. Gene Ontology annotation, biological process: regulation of DNA-templated transcription. Gene Ontology annotation, molecular function: amyloid-beta binding; transcription factor binding. NCBI's taxonomy places the organism in Eukaryota, Metazoa, Arthropoda, Malacostraca, Decapoda, Portunidae. Gene Ontology annotation, cellular component: cytoplasm; nucleus. The record is from RefSeq and is a predicted model, not a curated record.
UGGUGGGGGGGGGUUACUGAGCUCCCACGGUGAUGAGUGUCCUGUGUCGUGGGAGAAUGUGUGGAGCCUGAGGUAUAUACUCCUGGGGGUGCACCCUCCACACCUUGGCAUGUGGAGGCCGCCCGCCCACCCAUAACAUUCAUAGGAAAAUUUUGAAUGUAAAUGAAGAGCUUGAAUAUAGAGCAGAGUGCGGCGGCGGCGCGGCGGCGGCGGCGGUGGUGGUGAUGGUGGUGGUGGUGGUGGUGAUGGAAUGUUGACCACUUUCGCUGCUGAGGCGGGCGACCUCCGCCUCCACGGCCGUCAGCCGCCGCCACGCGCUGCUCAGUUGUGUGUCAGGCAUCCCAGAGGCCAGACGCUACUCGUCCGGUCCCCCGUCCCCUCUCACGUGUCCUUACAGCAGCGUCCCGUGCUUGGUGUUAGGAACCUCUUGUGUGGUGAGGGUGGGCAGUGGUUUGCCAUGCUGACAGUGUGUUGUGUCAACGCCAGUGCACGGCGCGGGAAUCAAGUGGUGGCGCCCUGUUGAGGGACAUGUUACGAGGUGGGGGCUUAUGCUUAGCGGGGCCGGGGGACCCUGCCCUUAAAAUCUCCCCCAGAAUAAGAGCUCUGCAGGACCGACUCAUGGACUCUCUGCCCUCCGACGGUGCCUGGGAAUGCCUCUCGCCUGCCCAACGGGAGGCCAUCCUGUCCCUCCACCGGUCCCGCCUUCUCUCCGCCGAUGACUCCUGUGAGCCUGGGGAGGGCGGUGGCCGCAAGCCCAUGCGCUCUCAUGCUGCGUUCGCGCGAUUUACGCGUAGUCGCAGCUAUGACGACCGCUUGGAGAGUGAAACAGACGACUCUGGCGUGCGGGGCAGCGGCGCCACGAGUCACAACAGUUUGGAGGAGGACUCCAGCGAUACGGGCGUAAAGCGCGGCCCUGGACGCCUCAACAAAGUUCUCGAAUGCCAAGGAGGGAAAGGUGUCCGUGAGGGUCCACAAGAGAGAGGUGGUCGCAAGGGCGACGCCAAAGGACUGGGCAAUGUCAACAAAAUAAUAUCCAAGCAAAUGGGCAAAGCCGCAGUGCCAUCUAACAUAACGCUUGACUGCCGAAACGUGCAAGGCGAGAAGCGACGCCGUUCACGUGUGGAUGUGGAUGGACCCUUCAAGGACCUGGAGGCCAUCAGGGAGCGGGACCAGGAGGGCGGCCCGUCACAACUCAGGUCCCGGCCAGGGCCUUCUCGAAGGACAGGAUUGGUAGACGGUGACGUGCAGCCCCAUGGCCUGAAGGAAACCCACCUGCAUGCCCUCAGGGAGGUGAAGGAGGGAGGCUCGUCGGAGGAGUACGAUAGCGGUGUCAACCUCAAGCACGAGGACAGCACAGAUGAGUAUAUGAAAGACCUGCAGAAUCGCGGUAGUGAAAUGCCCCUGGAUAGUGAAUGUGAUCGUUCUCCUCGCAGUGAUCUCAGUCCCUCCCCCACUUCUCCCAUAAGGCAUCCUGACAACCUCUCCCCCAGGAAGCCCUUGGCCGAGCGGGACGCAUUCGGGGGUUGGGAUAACUCUGUGGAUCGUGGAGGCCACAAGGGCAGGUCGCGAGAUGUCCGAGCCAGCAGGGCUCCCGUGGAGUCUCGCAAGAAAGCAGCUCAGGGCACCAAGCUCAAUUCUGCAUUUGAUUACCGAACCUGCCUCAAUCAGGAUCAAGCAGGGCGGUAUUCAAGCAGCUGGAAUAAUAUUAUCCUCAACCGUAAAGUGCCUAUCAAACAGACCAGUGCCCCGACACGGGAGUCUCGCUUCACCAAGAACACCGCGGCAGGAGCUGGUGGCGGCGGAAACUUAGCCUCUAAGGCUGCCGCCGCCAACAACAGGAAACCUGAAGCCCUCAGCUGGAUGGUGAUGGAGCCCAGCCGGACUCCUGAUCGUCCCGCUUCCAGGAAAUACCUUCGCAGUAAGAGCUUAGAUCGCAAAUACUUGGAGGACGACUCAACUGACGACGACAGCGACUUUGAGACCAGGCGGCGGACGGAGCGGGUUAGACGGCAACAGCGAGCCAACCAGGAAUGGGAGGCGGGACGGGGGAGGCUGCAUCAGGACCGGGGACGCCAGCUGGGCCCAGUCAAGGCUAAAAGUGCUUGGGACUUGUCGGGCCAAGAAAACACUCUUCAAGACGACUUUGAUGACUUUGAGAACGUUGGGUUUCGUACACGGAGUGACUUCCGGAGCCGCUGGGAGAACGAGGACCGCCACCGGAAGGUGAGCGACCACAGCCAGGUGGGGCGCAGCGGUCCAGGGAACCGCAGGAGCUGCGACUUCGAGUUGGAUUAUGCUCGCCAGGAUUUGGACAUGAUUUGCAAUGACAAAUUCGACUUCGACCGCAAGCGAUGGUAUCGCCGCAGUUGUGAUCUUGACAUGGACUUUGAACUGCACCACGGCCAGCAGCGUCGCGAUGAACUCCUGGAUGGGGAGUGGGGCCGCCGUGUACAGGAGCACUACCCUAUCCCUGUGGAGGCCGAGUUAUUUUCUGCCCUAGCCAAGAGGGGCGACGCUCGCUACACCGAGCAGCAGAUGUUACAGCUGCAAAGCCAGGGUCGCAGAGGAAGGUGCGAGGAAGCAAUUGCUGGUGAUGCCUUUCAUUUAGAGAUGGAGGGUGGGCGCAGGACGCGUCAGGAUGAUUUCGAAGAAGAGGAUAUGGGACGCCGCACGCGCCUGGAGGACUACUACCGCGCCCGCACCAGCCUGGACCACCGCGGCCCCGAUAAACGCCCACGGAGCCGCACGCCUCAUCUGCUGCGCGAAAACGGGGUGCUGAGUUUCGAGAACCCAAACUACACGCUGGCCGGUGGCGCUGACCCCCGACUGGACGACGCCCUCAACAGGAACAGCGAGGACACUCUGGAUGGUGGCCUGGCCGCCUUAGGUGAGUGUGAUUCGCUGUACUCUGAGUUGGACCACGUGUGCAGCUUGAACCGCACCGCCAGCGUGAGGAACCGACGCCACUAUGCGCAGCUGGACGUGGGCUCCAUGGGGGUCGACGUAGCGAGUGGCCCUGUGACCAACCUGGACCAGGCCGACCACCAGAACAACAGCCUGCUGGACAAUGAGUCGAGCAUAAUGGGGGAGGAAGCAAGGCCUGAGCUACAACCUCCACAAGCCGGACCUCAUCGAGCACGUCACUUCCCUGCAGCAGCACCAGCAGGACCAGCCGCCGACCAAGGAUGUAGACAUCGAGGACAAGAUCAAAGUUCCUUCCCUGAAUCACCACCUCCCGAGGGCGGUGGUGACUCAGGGGUGGUGACUGAUGGCGGCUCCACCUCCUCCUCAACCUCCUCCCAGCAGAGCCGCCAGUCCCCAACCCACAUCCCACACAUGACUCCGGCUCACACCCAGGACCUGUAUGCCUUGCCUUUGAAGCGUGGGACUGGCCAGGGAGGGGACGGGAGCGAGAAGGUUGACCCUCCCACCGAGGAUUCACUGCCCGCUGGCUGGGAGAAGCACGAAGAUAACGACGGCCCUUACUACUGGCACAUCAAGAGUGGCACCAUCACCCGCACGCCGCCAGAGCCUUCCCAGACCGUGGCACCCGCGCCUCUCAGGGCCGAGCGCCGCAACAGGGAGCCAGACCAGAACAGCGGGAGUGUGGGCGGCACCGUCACCCGGAGCAACACCUCUUCCGCUCUCUCGGAACUCUCGGACUCCCGCCCUCGCACCGCUGCUCUCGACAACGCCUACAAGAGGAGGAGCUACCCGGCCCGGAGUGACGUGACGGAGGGCAGUGGGGGUCGUCCCAUCCGCUUCGCCGUACGCUCCUUGGGCUGGGUGGAGAUCGCCGAGGAGGACCUGACCCCUGAGCGCUCCUCCAAGGCCGUGAACCGCUGCAUCGUGGACCUCUCCGUGGGGCGCCGCGACGUGCUGGACGUGGUCGGCUGCUGGGGAGAUGGCAAGGACCUCUUCAUGGAUCUGGAUGAAGGUUCCCUCAAGCUCGUGGAUCCUGAGAACCUGACGGUGCUCAACACGCAGCCCAUCCACACCAUCCGCGUGUGGGGCGUGGGCAGGGACAACGGCAGGGACUUUGCAUAUGUUGCCCGGGACCGAGUGUCCAGGAAGCACAUGUGCCACGUGUUCCGGUGUGACACCCCUGCCCGCACCAUUGCCAACACCCUGAGGGACAUUUGCAAGAAAAUAAUGAUCGAACGCUCACUCCAACAGAACUUGAACAAGCCUCUAGACACAGGUUCCGGGGGAGGAGGGGGAAGCAGCCGGCUGACUCGCCCCACCAACCUUCCCACAGAAAACCGCCGUACUCAUCGCCAUCCCCAGAUGAUCUCAACCCAGUCCUUCCCAACACCCAUGGAGGAGCCCAAGAAAGUGAUGCGAGUGCAGUAUGUAGGGUUGCUGCAGGUGGAGCGGCCCUCUGGCAUGGAAGUCCUCAACACAGCCAUCGACAGAGUUGUAGAAGCCAACCCACCUCCCUGGAGGAAUGUGUCUGUGGCUGUUGCACCUUCCACUGUCACCAUCACCAACACUGAUGAUGGGAAGCAGAUUGCUGAAUGCAGAGUCCGUUUCUUGUCUUUCUUGGGCAUUGGGCAUGAUGUGAAGCACUGUGCCUUCAUUAUGCACACUGCACAGGACCAGUUUAUUGCCCAUGUGUUCUUCUGUGAGCCAUCCACAGGGGCACUCUGCAAGACCAUUGAAGCAGCCUGCAAGCUGCGGUAUCAGAAAUGUCUGGAUGCUCAUCCUGGAGUGGGGCGCGGAGGUCGGGGGGCAGGCACCCCACGCACCAUCUCAGCCACACUGCGCUCCGUCCUUGGCACCAUCACUGGCCGUAAGGCUCGCUCCGCCGAGUCCUGAGAUGAGGACUCACCUCUGCAGGAAUUGUGGUGGCGCCCUGCAGAGCGUGAGGUGAUUCCCCAUAGACACCUGGCCAGCCCCAGUGCGUCCCCUUCUGCCGGGUGUCCUUUCUCCUCACGGCAGGUUCAGGCGCUGGUUUCUCCCACCUGUGACACCCCUCACUCUCUAACCCUCCAUCGCUCUCCUACCACCCCUACCCUAGCCCCACCUACUCCUGCAACUCCCAUGUCUCCCCUGGACGCACUACGCCGUCUGCAGCAUGAAGAGGAUAUUCAUAUACAAGAGGAAAUUACCUUGGGGGAAGGAAGUACUCUUUUGCUUGAAUCUGAAGCUGAGGAAGAGGAAGAAGAGGCACAGUCAAAUGAAAGAAAAACCACAGAGUGAAACAGGUUGAGAAAUGUAUCCUGAACAAAGUGCCAUUUUUUGUCCACUUGAUAUUUAGUGGCAGCUGUGUUGGUCUGAGGCAGUGAGGGAGGGAGUAGCAAAAGUCUACAAGGGGCAGCUUGAGGAAGGAGCACCACAUUCACUGUAAACAGAUUAUAGUGCCAUUAUCCUUGACAAAUCCUCCUUUCCUCUACUACUAAAGAAAAUGGUAUGACUGACAAGUUUAUAUGUCUGCUUCAGCAGGCCCUCUAAAGAGAGCUACUGGAAUAGACAGGCAUUACUGCCUCCUCACUCUCAUGUUGAGUGUCUCUUUGUGUAGCCUCAUACUCUGACCUUUCUCUGUUAUAGAAAUUUUGCCUCAAUUACAGAGUUGACAGUGGAAGGUUGCUUCAGCUCCCUGCUUGGGACAAGGGUGGAUUGGUGCCUACAUUCCAGGGAUAAAGUUCAGAGCUUCAGCUCUCCCUUCCCCCCAAAGACCAGGCAAUGCUUUGAUUUGAAUAGCAUCAAGCUGUGCAUGUAUAUUGAGCCCAUCUUUGUACAUGCAAGUGGUCUUGAGGAAUCUGCCUCAGUCACUCAAAUACUAACUCAACUACUGAGUCUCAGCAUCUCUUUAACUUAUUUUCCCCUCAUCCUUGAACAGUAACUUAUUUUAUAUUUGAGGAUAUAUUUUUGUAUUAGUUUCUGUAGAGCAGCCAGAUGUUAGUCAUUCUGUACCUCGUGUACUUCAUUACUUCUGUACCUAUAUGUCUUAAGUAACCUACCAUGAAAUACAUUCCUUUCAAGGGUCACAUCAUCUAAUUAACAGCCAGGCAACUUUUGUAGUUGGCAGCAUCCUGACAAGGAUCUACAAAGUGUCUGCUCUGUAGACAAUGUUCUAGCAAUGUCUGUCCUUGCAGGAUGCCACACAAAUGUUUGGCUUCCUUGUAGGAUGCCAGGUAGGGCCUGGCAUCCUGGCAGGGUGUCUAGCAGCAUGUCAUCAGUACUUAAUAUUACUUGUGUCCCAUCUCCUCCACUGUGUAUUUCAAUAUCUUACAUGGCAGCUCCCUUCUCACCACAUGGCUGAUGUGAAGGUGAGGAGAGGUAAGGACAGGGAGGCCUAACUGGCUGCAAGAUCAGACAUUUUAUGGUUGGUUCGGUGUCUGACUUUUCCAUAGUGAUGUUACUACUUUGUCUUGAGGCUGUGUAGUCAUUCAUCACUGUGGAACACAGUCUACUAAACGGUCUUGGUGGCAAAAAGGGAUUGCCUCUGCUGCUCCCUGGCCCACUGCUGCAUCUUCAACAAUAUCAACCUGACAGAAAUUAGAUAAACACACAAAAAUACAAGUGGUAACUGAAAGAUGACAGUAGCAUGUAUAGCUUGUAGUCUGUUUUUGUGUGCCCACCAUGAUCACAACAUACAUGAGAAAGCCUUGGCUAUAGCAGGUACUGGGUCGCUACACCAACCUCCUAACUUGACUCGAAGGUCCACAAAUAUUAAUGUAGAAUCUCUUAGGAUAGAGUGUAAAGUGUCUCACAGCAUCAAUAUAGUUAUCUGUUAUGUUCUCUAAACUAUCUGUAAUUUCAAUCAGAUAUCUUAAGUUUCAUUAAGAUUGCCUAGAGCAGUACAUGAUAUAUAACCUAUUGUAUAUAGGAGAAGCUGUGUGUGAUAACCUGCCUGGGGCCUGCUGCUGCCACCUCACACAGGGAAUUUGUUACUAGCCUUCUGUACUGGGAGUGUCCGUUAAUCCUACACGGGUUAAUUUGAGUGUGUGUAGUUCCUAUGUGUGAGGCAGCAGGCAGACAGAGACACCUGCUGGCUGUCACCAUCAUGCAGUGGAGAGUGCCUACAUGCUUGCUAUAGUGACAUCAGUCAAUAUUUAAUACUCUUAAAAGAUAUAUUGUAGUUUAGCCUUACCAAGCAGGGGAUAUACAAGUUUCUCUCACCUUAGGCAUUGAAUUAGAUGAAGUGACAGUUAAUUGUUAACUGGAGGCUCUGACCUCCAGCACUGACCCCAGCAGCUGUCUCUGCUCCCCCUCCCACCUGCUGAACAAACUGUUGUAAAGUUUAUAGAACUGAGUUGAGCCUUGGUUUGAUUUUUAUCAGAAUUGUAUAAAGUAAGGACAUAUACAUAUAUAUAUAUACAUAUAUAAAUACUCUGGAGGAGAGAAUGAUCUGCCUAUGUCAUGUUACAGAUUUUAAGGAUAGAUUGGGAAAGAUGAUGUAAACUUUCUGCAGUCUCAUAAUUUCUUAGUCUACAUAAGUCACUUAAUUUUGUUAUCAAGAAAAUUAUAACAUACUCUGUUCAUCAAGUUAAGUGUUUCAUUUUGACACACAUGUCUGUACAGCUCGUGUAUUUAAGUGCCUGUCAGUUUGCAUUGCAGGUGCUUACACAAACUUUAUCAGUGUCAAUACCCAUGUGUGAACAAAAUACAUUAUUACAUAGAACACAGUAA